GCAAUCGAGACGUCCGUUUCGUGGUCGGUGGUGUCCAGCAGCAUGAGCUUGCUCAUAGUUCUGGCCGCAUUGGUGGCGUCGACGAUCGCCGAGCCAUACGAGGACAGGGAAUACUACCAAUACAAAGGACCACUGGCGCCAUUGACCAGCGAUGGGAUGGUGAUGGACACGCCGGAAGUGGCCCACGCGAGGGCUGCACAUUUGGCGUUGCACGCCGAGACUAUGGCCAGAUUGAGGAAAAUGGCUCAGAACGAUUACGAGAUGUACGAGAACAACGAGAUGUCGUACGUGCCGCAGACGACGAUGGAUCCCAUGGCGGUUGUGGCGCAGAAACGACAGAGACAGAGGACGUACCCUCCGGAGGAGGAGGAAGAGGAGGACGCACCCUCCGAAGAGGCCUGCAAAACGUGCGACCCGCCCGAGAUGACGGAAGCGAAGAGCCCGCGCUUAGCCACGCACGCGCGAUCAGCCUCAAAGGCGUCCGAGUUUUACGAAUUCGACAUUUUUGACGGUCGAAGGAACUUGGUGUAUCUCGCCCCUGUCCGAGUGACCUACAAACACGCUCCAGCGAUGGGUUACCGAGGGCCGUUGGCUCCACUGGGACCGGACGGUCGUGUGAUAGACACGCCGGAAGUAACAAGGGCACGCGAAGCGCACAUGAAAGCUCACGCUCGCGCUGUAGCGCUCUCGACGCAAAACGAUCUUUACUAUUGAAAAAACCAACGGAAACGAAAUUUCCCUUUGUUAAUUCAAUGAUAUUUCGGUAAACAGGCACGUACGAUACUUUGAGCAAGCAAUUUUUAUACAUUUCAUUCGAAAUUUGCAGUGUAGAAGAAACUUGAGAGUCCGAGAGUUUAAAAAAAAAUUCCCAUCAGGGGAAUUUAGUAACGAAAAUUGUUGAUAACUCGAGAUACUAAUAACAGAUAGUUUCGUUGAUAGUUUC
Messenger RNA from Frieseomelitta varia, 943 nucleotides. RefSeq lists its product as uncharacterized. Lineage: Eukaryota; Metazoa; Arthropoda; Insecta; Hymenoptera; Apidae. The transcript has 3 exons. Bases 43 to 714 code for a protein of 223 amino acids. The record is from RefSeq and is a predicted model, not a curated record.